AGGGAUGACCAGAGACUGCGGACACAGUACAGGGAUGACCAGAGACUGCGGACACAGUACAGGGAUGACCAGAGACUGCGGACACAGUACAGGGAUGACCAGAGACUGCGGACACAGUACAGGAGAUGACCAGAGACUGCGGACACAGUACAGGGAUGACCAGAGACUGCGGACAGUACAGGGAUGACCAGAGACUGCAGACAUAGUACAGGGAUGACCAGAGACUGCAGACAGUACAGGAGAUGACCAGAGACUGCGGACACAGUACAGGAGAUGACCAGAGACUGCGGACACAGUACAGGAGAUGACCAGAGACUGCGGACACAGUACAGGAGAUGACCAGAGACUGCGGACACAGUACAGGAGAUGACCAGAGACUGCGGACACAGUACAGGAGAUGACCAGAGACUGCGGACACAGUACAGGAGAUGACCAGAGACUGCGGACACAGUACAGG
Messenger RNA from Staurois parvus, 457 nucleotides. NCBI's taxonomy places the organism in Eukaryota, Metazoa, Chordata, Amphibia, Anura, Ranidae. The record is from the annotation of a GenBank genome assembly.